Molecule: messenger RNA, 819 nt
Organism: Suillus discolor
Lineage: Eukaryota; Fungi; Basidiomycota; Agaricomycetes; Boletales; Suillaceae
Exons: 4
Coding region: 1-819 (272 amino acids)
Source: RefSeq, a predicted model, not a curated record
AUGUGGAUCGACUUCAUUUCCUGCCUGGACAAUAUAUGGGAUAUCUCAGACUAUGCUGAUGAAAUGCAAGAUAUCUGGGACCGCGCUUUUCCAAACAUCACGCACAUUGUCUCAAAGAAGAACGAUCCAGUCUACAAACUGUUAAUGCAAUGCGCAUACGAUUACCGCAGUGACUUUGGAGAACGAGCUGAACUUGUAGUUUGCAAGUUCCUAGAAAGGAACAAAUGGGACCCUGAUGCGAUCCGUGUAGCUGUCGCAUUUCUCGUCCCCGAACAAACCAAGCUUGUCGACGCAGCUGGUCAUAUUACAUGGGUCAAUCCCAAUAUCUAUCCUUACAUGUGGAAGGUAGUUGAAGGUGACACACAAGGCACUGAAGAUUGUCAAGGUGCCUUUGAAGAUGCAUGUAUCCUGGACGUUUUUGCACUCUACCUGGAGAAUGUGCACAAUCUUCCAAAGGAGUUUCGCCGCCAAAGUAUGCCAAAGGGAGCUUUGGCCAUUGCCACAGCUGCGGUUGAACGUGCAUGGAAGAUGUGGUCAAUGGGGACUUAUGUGAAACCGAAAAGAGCCACACAGUCACAAUUUGCCGAGGGCCUCUGGAACGACCGCACUUCAUUGGUGAUGGAAUCUCUCAAUAAAGCUAGUCGCAGGAAAUGGAAGAAGAUCUUCAAGGGUGCGAAGGCCUUCAUUGAUGCUCAUCGAAAGCGGCCAUCUCGUCGUGCACAGGCACAAAGGAACAGCAUGGGGACUAAUGGGCGCGCUGCCUGCAUCAAAGACGAUUCUGGAACAGACUCUGGAUCUGAUAUUUUGUUGAUGGUUUGA